Messenger RNA from Capsicum annuum, 3355 nucleotides. RefSeq names its product extra-large guanine nucleotide-binding protein 3-like. NCBI's taxonomy places the organism in Eukaryota, Viridiplantae, Streptophyta, Magnoliopsida, Solanales, Solanaceae. The record is from RefSeq and is a predicted model, not a curated record. Gene Ontology annotation, cellular component: heterotrimeric G-protein complex. The transcript is spliced from 9 exons. Gene Ontology annotation, molecular function: GTPase activity; G-protein beta/gamma-subunit complex binding; G protein-coupled receptor binding. Gene Ontology annotation, biological process: adenylate cyclase-modulating G protein-coupled receptor signaling pathway. The coding region runs from base 449 to 3013 and encodes 854 amino acids.
CCUUCCUAGGGUAGAGGGGUAGUAGGUAGGACGUUCAUAAUAGUAGGGAAGAGUGUUGUGUUUGUAUUUGUGCCUGUAGUGUCUUGUAGCUUCUUGUUCAUGGUGUUUUGGUGAUGUCUAUGAUUUAGUAUAGCUAUUUUGUAGUAUUACUUUGGGGGUGUUUUGUUUCCUUUACUAUCUAGUGGUGUGAUAUUCCUUUUUGUUGGUUGCUUUUAUGAUUUUUGUUUGAUUAUAUUUGUUAUCUGUCCUGAGCCGAGGAUCUUUCUACUUCAGCUGAGGUAGUGGUAUGGAUUGCGUACACUUUAUCCUCCGCAGACUCCACUUUGUGGGAAUACACUGGAUGGUGGUGGAAUCGGCAAUAUUAAGAAGUGAUAGAUGUGUGGGAAAUUGAUGCUGCAAUUGAGAAUACAGCAAUAAAAGAUUGGCGAUUUUCGCGUUUAAAUAAAAGAUGGAAAAGAAGGGUGAAGAGAAUUGGAGGGAGAUGAUUAGGAGGAUGCUUCCUCCAGGAGUUCCCCUCCCCGAGGGGGAUGCGAUGGAUUGCUCAAUAGCAUCAGAGUAUACUGGUCCUCCAAUAUCAUAUGAUCUUCCUAGAGUAGAACCGGUUGAUGUGAAAUCUGGUGCAAUUCCCACAGUAUCUGUAGCAGAACCUCUUUCAGAAUCAAGAAGAUCCGUAAGACGGGAUGUUGCACCUGUUAUAGAGACAAUUCCAUUGCACGUGUCUCGGGUAGCUGCUGUAACCAGUCAACCGAGUGAAAGUCCAAGGAUUCCAGCUAGUUCAGAGUCCCAGGUGUCUGUACUGCACAGCCCUGAUACUUCUUCAGGUUCCCCCUCAGCGUCCCCUCGGUCCGAGCAUAAUCCCUCUGAGAAUGCUGCAAAGAACAAUGAGUCGAGAAGAGCCCAUGUGGUGACUUUCAAUACUAUUACUAGAUCUGAAAGAAAAGUGGUGGACAUUGAGAAUCAAGUCUUUCCGGAAUAUGUUGGAGUUUCCAAGGAAAGGAAGAAGAAAAAGAAAUCAAAAUUCUGUUGUAGAUGUGGGAAAGGGAAGUGGGAAAAUAAAGAGUCAUGCUUGGUUUGUGAUGCAAAAUAUUGCAUCAAUUGUGUGCUUAGAGCAAUGGGUUCCAUGCCUGAGGGGCGCAAAUGUGUAAGUUGCAUCGGUGAGCCAAUUGAUGAGUCAAAGAGAUUCAAACUUGGCAAACAUUCAAGAGUAUUGUCACGUUUGCUUAGUCCCUUGGAAGUCAAGCAAAUAAUGAAAGCAGAAAAAGAAUGUGCUGCUAAUCAGCUCCGACCGGAACAGUUGAUUAUUAAUGGAUUUCCUUUGAAACCUGAUGAAAUGGCUGAACUCUUCGGGUGCCCUUUACCGCCUCAGAAGUUGAAGCCUGGAAGUUAUUGGUAUGACAAGGAAUCUGGACUUUGGGGAAAGGAAGGAGAAAAACCUGCUAGAAUUGUGAGUUCAAAUCUGAAUUUUACUGGGAAACUUAGUCCGCAUGCAAGCAAUGGAACCACACAGGUCUAUAUUAAUGGCCGAGAGAUAACUAAACUGGAACUCAAGGUGCUGAAGCUUGCAAAUGUGCAAUGUCCCCGUGACACUCAUUUUUGGGUAUAUGAUGAUGGUCGCUAUGAGGAAGAAGGACAAAACAAUAUUCGGGGUAACAUAUGGGAAAAGGCAUUUACGCGGUUUAUCUGCUCCCUGUUGUCGCUGCCAGUACCUGUUGGUCAGCCCCAUGGACAGAGGGAUGAACCUAGUAAUUAUACUACUGUUACAAAUUAUAUAGAGCAAAAGAGGGUUCAGAAGCUACUUUUACUUGGACUUGAAAGUUCCGGAACAAGCACUAUUUUCAAACAGGCAAAAUUUUUGUAUGGGAACAAGUUCACUGCUGAAGAAGUUCAAGAUAUCAAGCUGAUGAUUCAAAGCAACAUGUACAAAUACCUGAGCAUUCUUCUUGAUGGAAGGGAGCGCUUUGAAGAGGAGGCUUCGUCAAGAAUAGAGGCUGAAGGCGGUGACUUGGGAUCUGCCGAAACUAGCCAGUGCAUCUACUCGUUGAACCCGAGAUUGAAGCAUUUCUCUGAUUGGCUACUGGACAUCAUUGCCACCGGAGAUUUAGAUGCAUUUUUCCCUGCAGCAACACGUGAGUAUGCUCCUCUGGUUGAAGAAGUUUGGAAGUAUCCUGCUAUACAGGAAACAUACAAGAGAAGAAAUGAGCUUCAUUUCCUUCCAGAUGUAGCAGAUUACUUCUUGAGCAAGGCUGUUGAGGUGUCAAGCAAUGAGUAUGAACCUUCCGAGCGUGAUAUACUGUAUGCCGAGGGAGUUACCCAAGGCAAUGGUUUGGCUUUUAUGGAGUUCUCCUUGGAUGAUCGUAGCCCAAUGUCUGAAACCUAUGGAGACAAUCUGGAUGCUGCUGCGCUACCUCUGACUAGGUACCAGCUAAUAAGAGUAAAUGCCAACGGAAUGAAUGAAGGAUGCAAGUGGGUGGAGAUGUUUGAAGACGUUCGUGUUGUAGUAUUUUGCGUUGCGCUGAGUGAUUAUGAUCAGAUAUGGCUUUCUCACGAGGACUGUGGUAGCGGUACACUACUUCAGAACAAGAUGUUGCAUAUCAAAGAACUCUUUGAAACAAUGGUAAGACAUCCAUGUUUCAGAGAAACUCCAUUCGUUUUAAUCUUGAACAAGUAUGAUCUGUUUGAGGAAAAGAUCAUUUGUGUACCAUUGGAUUCUUGCGAGUGGUUCAGCGAUUUCAGUCCAGUAUGGACUCUCCAUAAUAACCUAUCACUAGCAAACCAAGCAUAUUAUUAUGUAGCAAUGAAGUUUAAAGACCUUUAUACUUCUAUCACGGGUAAAAAACUAUUUGUGUGGCAAGCUCAGGCAAGAGACCGCGUGACAGUUGAUGAGGCAUUCAGGUAUAUAAGAGAGGUCGUGAAGUGGGACGAGGAAAAGGAAGAAACCUACUACGGUGGAGUUGAGGACUCAUUUUACAGUACAACUGAUAUUAGCUCUUCUCCGUUUUUACAGCAGGAAUAAGUUAGUUUAGACAUAUCUUGAUAUUUGUAGAUUUGGCAAAGGAGAAAAGGAAGUGAGGUCAAAUAAGUCUCAUCCCGUGCAUAGCAGGAACUUUAGUGCACCGUGAUUCCCCCUUUUGUUUUUGGUCUUUCAACUGAUCAUUUGCCAUCCCAAUGUAUAUUAAUAGUCAAAGUUUCUUGGAUGGCAUUGAAAAGUUUGGGGAAUCAAUACUUGUAUUAUCCUUUUGUAUAAUCUCUGUUGUAACUUCUGACUUUUAGUAACAAUAGCAGCUUAGUGGUUACCUUGUUUGGUCUUACAUGCGGGAUGGAACAAGGAUAUUACUGGUUGCGAUAUUUCAUGGAA